AUGCCUUACAAUACGACAGCGAUUCCGCCCAGAAAAGAGCCGACUGGGCAGACUCAGCUUCCUUUGUCCAGGGUGAAAAAGAUCAUCGGCCAAGAUCCAGAUGUAGCUAUGUGCUCCAACAAUGCUGCCUUUGUCAUUACCUUGGCUGCAGAGAUGUUCAUUCAGCAUCUCGCCAACGAGGCUCACACCCAAGCCAAGCUAGAUAAGAAGCCACGCAAGAACAUCCAAUACAAGGAUGUCGCCAACGCAGUGGCGCACCAGGACAGUCUUGAAUUCCUGGAGGACACUGUCCCCAAGACGAUACCUUUCAAAAAGGCCAUGGCCCUGGCCAAAAUCACACAAGCCCGCCUUCGCGGUGAAAACGUCACCUCGGACGAGGGGCUCCAGUCCACGCAGGACGCGCCGCCCAACGGGAACGGCAACACCUUUGUGAAUGGGGAUCGAGCUGCCUUUAGCGUUGCUUUGCGGUCAGACGACAGGUACGAGCCGAAUGACCAGCUGGAACUCGAGAUGAGGCAGGCGGCCGAGCCCAGGAACCAUGACGUCCGCAUGGGUGGUCAGUAG
Molecule: messenger RNA, 564 nt
Organism: Cordyceps fumosorosea ARSEF 2679
Lineage: Eukaryota; Fungi; Ascomycota; Sordariomycetes; Hypocreales; Cordycipitaceae
Product: Histone-fold protein
Exons: 4
Coding region: 1-564 (187 amino acids)
Cellular component (GO): CHRAC; nucleus
Molecular function (GO): protein heterodimerization activity
Source: RefSeq, a predicted model, not a curated record